AUGGAUAGUCUUCGAGUGGUUCACUGGAACGCGGACUCCUUGAAGGGAAAGGUGGGCCUUUUACGCCUCUUCCUCAAAGAGCAGAGGGUCGACGUCAUGCUGAUCAGCGAGACAUACCUCAAAUCCAAGCUCCAGCUCAGGAUCCCGGGCUACUUCGUGUACCGCCAGGACGAGGUGACGCCGCAAGGAGAAGCCUACCGUGGACUGGCUGUCCUGGUGAAGAGAACGUUAGUACACCAAGCCGUGGAACCCAAAAGGCUCGACACCCUCUAUGCCCUCGGCGUCGACAUCCAGGUGGGCGGAGGUGAAAUGCGCCUGUACGCCGCAUACCGGGCACCUUCAACACCCCUUCGAGUUCAAGAGGUCCGCGACCUACUGCUCACCGCACCUCCAACAACACCGACGAUCGUAGCGGGUGACCUGAAUGCCAAACACCAGGCCUGGCACAACACCACCAGCAACACCACGGGCAAGCAACUCGUUCACGAUGCCAGCACGUACGGCUAUGAGAUAGCGGGCCCCCGCGAGCCAACACGGCUCGACCCGGUCCGCCCGCAUAGAGAUAGCGUACUGGACAUCGUUGUGUACAGGGGACUGCGAGCGCCUCCAACACAAGAGGUGCUUACGGACCUUCCCUCGGACCAUCCACCAGUCCUACUGGUAUUUAGAGCCCCAAAUAGGCCAGUAGACUGGCACCAACUGCAG
This is a messenger RNA of Arctia plantaginis, 705 nucleotides long. The record is from the annotation of a GenBank genome assembly. Lineage: Eukaryota; Metazoa; Arthropoda; Insecta; Lepidoptera; Erebidae.